AUGCCCUCGAAUCUACCCCUUGAUAUCGCGCGCACCCUGGCCGAACACAUCUCAGUAGAACCUGUCGGCCCUGAGACAUUCCAAGCACGCUUCAACCCAGAGCGCCAAGGCAACACCGCCUCCUACUCUUACGGUGGCUGCGCCCUCGGUGUUGGAGUACAGGCAGCAUGCCAGACCGCACCGGAUGGGUACAAUCUCUACAGUGUGACAGGGAGUUUCCUUGCGCCGGUGUUGACAGACAGCAAGAUCACCUGCUCUGUGCGUCGGCUCCGGGAUACACGUACGUUCGCGACGAGACAAGUUGAAAUCUCGCAGGUCCAGAAUGCCACCACGAGACUAUGUGUCAUUAUGCUUGCAGACUUCCACAAGAAAGAAAAAGAUUCUCUUCUUGAAUACUCUUCCCCUCCGGAUCAUAUCUACUCGAAGCCGGAAUCAUGUCUCACACCCCAAGAAACUGGGCAGAAGAAGGUUGAGCAGGGCACCAUAUCAAUUGAAUCGUUAUCGCUCUACAACACGCUUUUCGGACUUAUUGCUCGCUUCUUCGAGGCCCGACAAGCCCCGGAGGGAAUCUCUGCACAUAAUCUCCACGGCAUGGUGAAAGAACAGCCCCAACCGCCUCAUCAAGCCCGUCUUCCCCUAACGGCAAAAACGUCCGCAGACUGGUUCCGCUGUCGCACCCCCUUGUCCGCCAAGUCAGACCACUACGCCGGGCUGGCGUGGAUGCUUGACGCGUAUCUGACGUUCACGCCGCUAGCACAUAGCGGGAUGUUCCUUGAUGAUGCCGCCGCUUGUGCGACGCUGGAUUUUGCGAUUAGGUUCUUCUGCGACGAGUUUGAUUUGAUAACUGUCCGUGUAUAUCUAUUGCCAGACAGGGCUCUUAACCGAACAGAAUACAUUGGGGACCUGUGCCUUAUGGUCUACCGGUCAAAUCGGGUGUCAAACCUCAGGGCUACGUUCGGAGGAUAUAUGAGGGGAGAUAGACAUACGCCUAAAGCUUCCCCCGUUGAACAGAAAAACGAUCCAGGAGCCGAAGUGCAAGGUAUUCCAGAGACAUACGAAAAUGCCUUGGCGUAUUAUGCAGCGGCGAUCGAAAUCCGCUAUUCUUCUCAUGCUAUUUUAUAG
Molecule: messenger RNA, 1122 nt
Organism: Aspergillus nidulans FGSC A4
Lineage: Eukaryota; Fungi; Ascomycota; Eurotiomycetes; Eurotiales; Aspergillaceae
Exons: 4
Coding region: 1-1122 (373 amino acids)
Biological process (GO): acyl-CoA metabolic process
Molecular function (GO): fatty acyl-CoA hydrolase activity
Source: RefSeq, a predicted model, not a curated record